Coregonus clupeaformis (lake whitefish) is the source of this 1658-nucleotide messenger RNA. Its product is annotated as olfactory receptor 8D1-like. Bases 81 to 1016 code for a protein of 311 amino acids. Gene Ontology annotation, biological process: G protein-coupled receptor signaling pathway. Gene Ontology annotation, molecular function: G protein-coupled receptor activity; olfactory receptor activity. NCBI's taxonomy places the organism in Eukaryota, Metazoa, Chordata, Actinopteri, Salmoniformes, Salmonidae. The transcript is spliced from 2 exons. The record is from RefSeq and is a predicted model, not a curated record. Gene Ontology annotation, cellular component: membrane.
CCUGGAGGCACCUACAUCUUCUCAGGAUUCAUGCUCAGCUGUUCGUGAAAGGUUUUCCAGCACCAUUCUGGUGAGCUCUGAUGGAGAACGUAUCCUUCAGCGUCAGCUUUGAGUUAACUCUGGACCCAUUUUUUAUUCCACCUGGUGGAAAGUAUCCCAUCUUUUUCCUGGGCAUUGCUAUCUAUUUAUUUGGUGCGUUCUGCAACCUGACCUUGCUGUCCGUCAUCGUCAUGCAAAGGAACCUCCACAAACCCAUGUAUUUUAUUCUCUUCAGUCUUCCUCUCAACGAUCUGAUAGGAAUCACUGCAAUGCUCCCGAAGGUGCUGUCAGACAUUGUGACUGGGACAAACACAGUCUUUUAUCCUCUCUGUGUUAUUCAGGGUUUCUUGCUCCACAUGUAUGGAGGUGCGGUUCUCUUUAUUCUUGCGGCUAUGGCCUUUGAUCGCUAUGUUGCCAUCUGCCAGCCGUUAAGGUACAAUACUAUUAUGACACCCAGCAAUGUGCUGCUCAUUAUUGUACUGGUUUGGAGUCUUGAUUUUCUCUUGAUCCUACUACUGUUCUCUCUGCAGAUAAAGCUGCCCCGGUGUAGAUCCUCCAUAAUGAAUGUGUUUUGUGACAACCCCUCCCUUCUUAAGCUCACCUGUGGUAAUACUACACUGAAUAAUGUCAUAGGCCUGUUUAACACAGCAGUCAUGCAGAUUAUAAGUUUAUCUGUUCAGAUUUUUUCCUAUGUGAAGAUUCUGAUCACUUGCUUGGUUACAAGGAAGUCUGAAGCUAAGAGUAAGGCUUUGAACACCUGCGUGGCACAGUUGGUCAUAUUCUUCAUAUUUGAGGUUGUAGGAACCUUCACCAUUUUAUCAUACAGACUCAAGAAUGUCUCAGCUGACUUGCAAAAGAUUAUGGGCAUGCUCAUCUUUCUAGUAUCUCCACUUCUGAAUCCAAUUGUUUAUGGGCUGAACGCAAGUGAAAUACGAAUCACUCUAUUGAAAGUAUUUCUCAACAAAGUAUCAGUCUGAACCUAUUAUAAACAUGGUGUGUAAUGACAGUUCACAGUCAGGCCAGAUGUGGGGCAAAGUGUAUUGUUUCUGCUCUGAAGACAUACAACGGAAAUAGUUACAUAAUACUGCCUAUCAGUAGUUCAUCACUACAUCUGUGCUUACAGUGCAUUAUUAAACAAUGCACAUUAUACCAUAGCUUCAAAUCAUCCAUCAAACUAUCAUUUCAACCUCAUGGACUGGCAGUCCCUGAAUCUCCAGACCCAUCUCUCAGUUUACCAAACAAAGUGGCUGGGUCAAGCUGUUGAAAUUAGAGAUUGUGCUUUUGAGUUUAAAGAUGUAUCCCUUCUCCUUACCUUUAUUUAACUUUCAAGUUUAAAAAAAAAGUUUUAAAAUAAAUGUAUUUUCAAUUUAUUCCCAGCUUUAGAAAGCAUUUAGACAUGCUUAAACAUACAAGGUUAAACAAAAAGGUCCAAUAUGGGAUGAGAAAUUAUGUUAAAAGGUGCUAUCUGUGAUUGGUAUAUAAAACAUUUUUAAUGUCAAAUUAAUUAUAUAUACCCAUUGGUUCUUGAAGAAUGCCUCAUUAGCUUAGUUCAAGUGUCUUACCCUGUCACGGAUUCAGCCAAGGCUGCUCCUCCUCCUUGCUCGGGCAGGCUUCGGCGU